AUGAGAACAACAAAGGUCUACAAACUCGUCAUCCACAAGAAGGGCUUUGGGGGCAGUGAUGAUGAGCUAGUCAUGAACCCCAAAGUGUUUCCUCACAUCAAGCUUGGAGACAUUGUGGAGAUUGCUCACCCCAAUGAUGAAUACAGCCCUCUGCUUUUGCAGGUCAAAUCACUUAAGGAAGAUUUACAGAAAGAAACUAUUAGCGUGGACCAGACCGUGACUCAAGUGUUCCGUCUAAGACCUUAUCAAGAUGUUUAUGUGAAUGUUGUAGACCCUAAGGAUGUGACCCUUGACCUAGUGGAAUUAACCUUUAAGGAUCAAUAUAUUGGCCGAGGGGAUAUGUGGCGAUUAAAGAAAAGUUUGGUCAGCACAUGUGCCUAUAUCACUCAGAAGGUGGAAUUUGCUGGCAUCAGGGCACAGGCUGGUGAGCUGUGGGUCAAGAAUGAAAAGGUCAUGUGUGGUUAUAUCAGCGAAGAUACCAGGGUGGUGUUCCGUUCUACGUCGGCUAUGGUUUACAUAUUUAUUCAGAUGAGCUGUGAAAUGUGGGAUUUCGAUAUUUAUGGGGAUCUAUAUUUUGAGAAAGCUGUGAAUGGUUUCCUUGCUGAUCUCUUUACCAAGUGGAAGGAGAAGAACUGUAGUCAUGAAGUGACAGUGGUCCUAUUUUCUAGAACUUUCUAUGAUGCAAAAUCUCUUGAUGAAUUUCCUGAAAUAAACCGAGCCUCAAUUCGACAGGAUCACAAGGGACGGUACUAUGAAGACUUUUAUAAAGUGGUGGUGCAGAAUGAGAGGAGAGAAGAGUGGACAUCACUCCUUGUGACCAUUAAAAAACUCUUUAUCCAGUAUCCAGUGUUGGUGCGACUGGAACAGGCAGAGGGCUUUCCUCAAGGAGAUAAUUCUACCUCAGCACAAGGAAACUACCUAGAGGCCAUCAAUCUGUCAUUCAAUGUGUUUGACAAGCACUACAUCAACCGCAACUUUGACCGAACUGGGCAGAUGUCUGUGGUGAUCACACCUGGGGUGGGUGUGUUUGAAGUGGACCGUCUACUCAUGAUCUUGACCAAGCAGCGAAUGAUAGAUAAUGGAAUUGGUGUGGACUUGGUGUGCAUGGGGGAGCAACCAUUACAUGCUGUCCCAUUGUUCAAGCUACAUAAUCGAAGUGCACCUCGUGAUUCUCGGCUGGGCGAUGACUAUAAUAUUCCUCACUGGAUAAACCACAGUUUCUAUACGUCUAAAAGCCAGCUCUUUUGUAACAGUUUCACCCCGCGCAUAAAACUGGCAGGAAAGAAGCCUGCCUCUGAGAAAGCAAAAAAUGGCCGUGAUACAUCUCUUGGGACUCCAAAAGAAUCUGAGAAUGCCCUUCCCAUCCAAGUAGAUUAUGAUGCCUACGACGCCCAAGUGUUCAGGCUGCCAGGCCCAUCCCGGGCUCAGCGCCUCGCUACCUGCAGAUCUGUGCGAGAGCGGGAGAGUCAUAAUCGAAAGAGCGCCAGCUCCUGUGAUGUCUCAUCCAGCCCUUCCCUGCCCAGCCGCACACUGCCCACUGAGGAAGUGCGGAGCCAGGCUUCUGAUGACAGCUCCCUGGGCAGGAGUGCCAACAUCCUGAUGAUCCCGCACCCCCACCUGCACCAGUAUGAAGUCAGCAGUUCCUUGGGCUACACCAGCACUCGAGAUGUCCUGGAGAACAUGAUGGAGCCACCACAGCGAGACUCUAGUGCGCCGGGAAGGUUCCAUGUAGGCAGCGCAGAAUCCAUGCUGCAUGUUCGACCUGGGGGAUACACGCCCCAGCGGGCACUGAUUAACCCCUUUGCCCCCUCACGAAUGCCCAUGAAGCUCACAUCCAACAGAAGGCGCUGGAUGCACACUUUUCCUGUGGGACCAUCCGGAGAGGCCAUCCAGAUCCAUCACCAGACCCGACAGAAUAUGGCGGAGCUGCAGGGCAGCGGGCAGAGGGACCCAACUCACUCCUCUGCAGAGCUGCUGGAGUUAGCGUAUCAUGAAGCUGCUGGAAGGCACAGCACUUCCCGCCAGCCUGGUGACAGCAUGUCCUUCUUGAACUUCAGUGGAACAGAAGAGCUUUCUGUCAGCCUGCUUAGCAACAGUGGUGCAGGUAUGAAUCCUAGGACCCAAAACAAGGAUUCUCUAGAGGACAGUGUUUCUACCUCUCCAGAUCCAAUUCUGACACUGUCUGCUCCCCCUGUAGUGCCAGGCUUCUGUUGCACAGUUGGAGUGGACUGGAAGUCUCUCACUACUCCGGCGUGUCUCCCCCUCACCACCGACUACUUCCCUGACCGCCAGGGCCUGCAGAAUGACUACACGGAGGGCUGUUAUGAUCUCCUCCCAGAAGCAGACAUCGACAGGAGGGAUGAGGAAGGUGUGCAGAUGACGGCCCAGCAGGUGUUUGAAGAGUUCAUCUGCCAGCGUCUCAUGCAGGGCUACCAAAUCAUAGUGCAGCCCAAGGCACAGAAACCCAACCCUGCUGUCCCACCCCCGCUGAGCAGCAGCCCACUCUAUAGCCGAGGCCUUGUGUCCCGAAACUGCCCUGAGGAGGAGGACCAGUACUGGCUGAGUAUGGGCAGAACAUUCCACAAAGUGACGCUGAAGGAUAAGAUGAUCACAGUGACACGUUACCUUCCCAAGUACCCUUAUGAAUCUGCCCAGAUCCACUACACCUACAGCCUCUGUCCCUCCCACUCGGACUCAGAGUUCGUCUCCUGUUGGGUGGAAUUCUCCCAUGAGCGGCUGGAGGAGUACAAGUGGAAUUACUUAGAUCAGUAUAUCUGUUCUGCUGGGUCUGAGGACUUCAGCUUAAUUGAGUCUCUGAAGUUCUGGAGGACCCGCUUCCUGCUGCUGCCAGCCUGUGUCACUGCCACCAAGCGCAUCACAGAGGGGGAAGCCCACUGCGACAUCUAUGGGGACAGGCCCCGGGCGGAUGAAGAAGAAUGGCAGCUCCUGGAUGGUUUUAUCCGCUUCGUGGAGGGUUUGAACCGGAUCCGCAGGCGGCAUCGCUCAGAUCGCAUGAUGCGGAAAGGGACCGCCAUGAAAGGCUUACAGAUGACCGGGCCCAUUGCCACACACUCCCUUGAGUCUACCGGCCCCCCAGUUGGCAAAAAGGGAACAUCAGCCCUGUCCGCCCUGUUGGAGAUGGAGGCCAGUCAGAAGUGCAUGGGAGAACAGCAGGCAGCUGUGCACAGUGGCAAGAGCUCCUCCCAGCCAGCGGAGAGCAGCAGCGUUGCCAUGACUCCCACCUACGUGGACAGCCCACGAAAGGACGGGGCCUUCUUUAUGGAGUUUGUCCGCAGCCCGCGCACAGCAUCGUCCACCUUCUACCCGCAGGUAUCUAUGGACCAGACAGCCACCCCAGUGUUGGACAGCACCAGUCUGGGGGUAAGCACAGGCCAGUCUGUGGACAGAGGCAGCAGCCAAGCCUUUGGGAACUCCCAGAAUUCAGGGGAACAGAGCUUCCUCUCUGCAAACUCCAGUGACAGCAGCUCUCAGCAGUUGGCAGCAAGCUCCUUAACCUCAUCCUCCACCCUGACGGAGAUCCUAGAAGCCAUGAAGCACCCCUCGACAGGAGUCCAGCUGCUCUCGGAACAGAAGGGCCUCUCGCCAUACUGCUUCAUCAGUGCAGAGGUGGUGCACUGGCUGGUGAACAAUGUGGAGGGUGUCCAGACGCAGGCAAUGGCCAUCGACAUCAUGCAGAAAAUGCUGGAAGAGCAGCUCAUCACACACGCAUCUGGUGAAGUCUGGCGGACCUUCAUCUACGGCUUCUAUUUCUACAAGAUAGUCAUGGACAAAGAACCUGACCGAGUGGCCAUGCAGCAGCCCACUACCUGGCACACGACAGCAGUGGAUGACUUCGCCAGCUUCCAGCGCAAGUGGUUUGAGGUGGCCUUUGUAGCUGAAGAACUCUUACACUCCGAGAUUCCUGCUUUCCUCUUGCCCUGGCUGCCCAGCCGGCCAGCCUCCUAUGCAAGCAGACACAGCUCUUUCAGCAGAAGCUUUGGGGGUCGGAGCCAGGCAGCUGCACUUUUAGCUGCCACUGUCCCGGAGCAGAGGACUGUGACCCUGGACGUGGAUGUGAACAACCGCACAGACCGGCUAGAGUGGUGCAGCUGUUACUAUCAUGGCAACUUCUCCCUGAAUGCGGCCUUCGAGAUCAAGCUCCACUGGAUGGCAGUGACCGCCGCCGUCCUCUUCGAGAUGGUCCAAGGCUGGCAUCGAAAAGCUACUUCCUGUGGCUUUCUGUUGGUCCCCGUUUUGGAGGGUCCCUUUGCGCUGCCCAGUUACCUGUAUGGUGAUCCACUUCGAGCUCAGCUCUUCAUCCCACUCAACAUCAGCUGCCUGCUCAAGGAGGGCAGUGAGCAUCUGUUCGAUAGCUUUGAACCGGAAACAUACUGGGAUCGAAUGCACCUUUUCCAGGAAGCCAUUGCACACAGGUUUGGGUUUGUACAAGAUAAAUAUUCUGCUUCUGCUUUUAACUUCCCUGCCGAGAACAAGCCUCAGUACAUCCAUGUUACAGGAACAGUGUUCCUGCAGCUGCCCUACUCCAGGCGAAAGUUCUCGGGGCAGCAGCGACGUCGGCGAAACUCCACCAGCUCCACUAACCAGAACAUGUUCUGUGAGGAGCGGGUUGGCUACAACUGGGCCUACAACACCAUGCUGACCAAGACGUGGCGAUCUAGUGCCACAGGGGAUGAGAAGUUUGCUGAUCGGCUGCUCAGGGAUUUCACGGACUUCUGCAUCAACCGCGACAACCGGCUGGUCACGUUCUGGACGAGCUGCCUGGAGAAGAUGCAUGCUAGCGCCCCGUGA
Molecule: messenger RNA, 4809 nt
Organism: Puma concolor (puma)
Lineage: Eukaryota; Metazoa; Chordata; Mammalia; Carnivora; Felidae
Gene: DEPDC5
Product: DEP domain containing 5, GATOR1 subcomplex subunit
Biological process (GO): positive regulation of autophagy; cellular response to amino acid starvation; intracellular signal transduction
Cellular component (GO): GATOR1 complex; lysosomal membrane
Molecular function (GO): GTPase activator activity
Source: RefSeq, a predicted model, not a curated record